Molecule: messenger RNA, 2276 nt
Organism: Vitrella brassicaformis
Lineage: Eukaryota; Vitrellaceae
Source: the annotation of a GenBank genome assembly
GGGCAGCUGGGCAGGGCGGAUCAAAUGGGACAAAAGAAUGUGGUUUGCUGCCGGGAUGGGGUUGUCGGUAGAGGCAUAUAUGCCGGCGGUGAUGGGCACGUCUGCCGACCCAGACGAACAGUGCAAAGGUACGGCAACGAACAGAGCAGGUCCUCACCAGUGAGAACACGCAGUUUGCCAUUCUGUUGGUCUGUCAGAAAUGGCGGCUGUGUUUCACCAGCUCACUUCCCAGUCGUACGACGUCUGCAUCGACCGCAAGAUGGAGGUGCCCGACACCAGCCAUCACGGGCCACAAACCUAUCUAAUCGCUUUCAUCCCCGCGGCCGCGGCGUUCGCCGAUCAUUUGACUCGCCGGCUGUUCCUUUAUGAUGGCUUCGAGAGCGACUGGAUCCCCAACCGAUGGCUUUACACACGUGGAGCUCACGAGAGGCGCCGGGCGUCUUGGUGCGACCCUUAUGGAGCCUUACUGCAUGUGGAUGGCGCAGGGAGUUUCCAUGAGCGCCGAGGCCACACCAUAGCGUCAGUCCGAAAGUAUUCUUUCAUGGCGACUUCGGAGGAGGCUGUGCGUCACAUUGAGACGGCUCGGUGCACCGAGGGCACGCCUGAUGAGGCCAAGGCUGACUGCGUUAAGACAGAGGCUCACUUUCAGCAAGAAGGCUUCGCCGGCAACCGCCUGGCCUCCUUGCAGUCAAUUGCCCACGAACACCCGCUACUUGCGCAGAUAGACAACACGGGCUACACCUAUGUGAAUCUGGUGAGCAAUCGGACAGACACACACGGACACAAACAGACACCCAUCCCGCCAAACACUCACACACACACACACACAGAGAGAGAGAGAGAGAGAGAUUUGGCUGAUUGUAUGCAUCGGCCUUGUUGUGUGUGUUUGUUUGUUUGUCUGUGUCUAUUCCGUUCUCAGAAAUUGGAAUCGGGGGAUCAAGACACAGGUGGAGAAGGGAAGAAGAAGAAGGUUCUGGACAGCACACAUGUGGAAGCGGCCCGCAUUCUCGUUGAGGAGCUGAACCGGGUUGCGGUCGGUUUCGGCUCGACGGGACUUCAGCCGCCAAGAGCCACCUGCCGCCAUUGGGUAUUGCUGUCGCGCUUCGUGAUCAACAAAGACGGCACAACCCCCCUCACUCUGCUGGCCAGCCACCUACUUCAUCACUCAUCCGUCUUGUCGGGCGUGCACGACAUUGCCGACCUUCACGCCCACUUAGCCAGCCACCUACACUGGCGUGUGAGUGCCCAUGCCGUCGUGCACGAGCGCCUGGAGUCCAGCUACGGGCCGGCUCUCCCGAUCUUCAAUCCCCAGCUGAAGACGCACGAGACAGAAGAGGUCAUGGAGAAUCUCUACGAGCCGUGGGGGGAACUCCUACUUGCCGCCACAGGGGUGGAGCAGUCCAUCAAACCCCACCAUACGCGUGGCUACUGUGUGAGAGCGUCAGGGAAGGACACACACGGCAACCGCCUCGUCACUCUGCCAAUGACCCCCCUCUACGGCGCAUCCCCUCUGUACCGGCUCUAUGUCCUCGACAUCACCAACACGCAGAUUUGGCUGGCAGCGCGCAUCGCGGGGAAGGCGUGGCAGCGGCGCAAGAAAGAGCACUUCAAGACCUUCGCAAAGGGGUGGCGGCGCAUCGAGGGAGUGUCGAAGCUGUGUGUAGUGCUGAGAGAGCGAUGUGUCUGGAUCAGGUCAUACUUUAGGCGAGCAGGGCCUUAGACAUCAUCCGUGUGUACGUACGUGGGGCACAACGUGUGCGUGUCUUUGAUAGAGCAGUGAGCCAGACACCUCUGCUCCUCAUAGAAGCCCGCGCCUUUGUACUUGCGCUUGAAGUAUAUCAGGUGGUCCUGCGCGAGGCUGAGGACGGCUAUAAGAGACGCCCCGACAGCUACAGCCACUGAUUGCAAUGAAUCACAGACACUCAUGCAGAGGGUGAGAGUCAAAGCGCAUGUCGAUGUGCACCUGUCCAUGCAUGUACGUGUGUUUGUGCUUGUGUGCGUACCUGCUGCAUCGGCCAGAAAAAAGAAUCGGAAGCCAACUGGGCGCCACGUCCUGACUGACGGGCAGAAGAAGAUGCUGCUCAAGGAAGAGAGGGAAGAGUAGAGUGGCCCUCACUGAGUGCGAUGUGCAUGUGCAACAGACAGUGUGUUGGUGGUGCCUGUGCGUCCUUAGCCCAUCGUCUGGACGGGGGCUUAGCCCAUGUGCGGCGCGGCAUGGUGUGUAGAAGACAUUCAUGAUUGCGUCACUCGACUUGUCUCAUUCGCUAAUCAAGCGC